AUGUUCGAUAUCAGAAGCGGCGUCAGGUCUCCAUUGGCCUGCGCCACGAUCGUCGGGCUUCAUUUCGCCACAAAGCAGCGGUCCGGCAAUCGGUUCAAGUGCCGAAGCGACACGGAGUGGACACCGACUCCUUGCUACAUCGAAUUCGGACCACUCGAGCCUUACACCGAGAAUGCGCCACAAGGGCCUUCGGUACGUGUUCCGCCCGUGUCUGAACGGAGGAAACAACCGGAAUCCUCUGGGAUUGACUGCAACGACAGAAUAUGCAAGAGCGACCAAAUACCUCUGGGUCCCGUGAAAGGUCGAGCAUCGCCGAUGACAAGACGCCAUAGUUUCACGUUGGACCGUAGUUCUUUGGCAGCUUUGCAUUCUGUGCUGAAACGUUCCAAUGAUGAUGCCACUCCUCACAACGAACGACAAACGAGCCCGACUUAUCCCAAGUAUGUAGGGAUGUGCUUCCACCGUGGAUGGAACUUCAGCCUCAUGUCCACUACUAAAACCAUUACGUCUAAUCUCUAUAGCAGUGUCCAUAAGUCGGGUCUUAAUCAGAUUAGGCAUAGCCGCCAAGAAUACCACGAUAUCCUGCCAGCCGCAAGGGAUAGCCGAAGGAUUGGACCAGAUCUGAUUGAACUGAUACCUCGGAUUACCUCUACGGUGAUCACUGGAUCACCGCGGCACAUCUCUACAAGUAAGGCACGCAAAAUCCAACGCUCUGCUCCCCGUCUUCAACCACGUGCCGGGCUCCGUCUUGCGAUCCAGGGCCUACAGGCAGCAAAUCUGCCCGGGCAACAAUAUGAUGCACCUCAGGACCGAUCCGAAACUUGUAGCUGGAGUAAAGUCGGCAGACGAGCCGAGGAAGCCGCAUGCCGUCGACAUGGUCACAGAAUGGAAGUACUGUACUGGAAUCUUGAAACUGGCUCAAACAAACGCCGACAGGUAAUCAGAAUCAUUGAAGCGAGCAAUGAUGCGUCCUCAACUUCACUACACGCAUUCGCAUUACAUUUCAUCUCCUCAAACGCCCUUAUUCCAACCAUAACUCCCGCGAAACACCCACCUCAGGAUGCCACCUUCCGUCUCUCCAAUUCAACUUCGUCUCCAGCUUGCUCGCAUUCGAUGCCGCACACCUCCAAAAGCCACCCAAGCUUCGCUUCACACCAUUGCAGUCUUCCAAAAGAGAUUUGCUCGAUGCCCCUCACCAGAAGAGACUACCGGUCUAUCCACUCACCCAUCUCAUACUCCCCAUCUCCAACAAUUCAAUUCCCCCAUCCACAAUCUUCACUUUUCCUUACAAAACGCUGCGACAAGUCCCUUCGACGUUAUCAAUCCGCGAAUCUCCCCUCAUCCAUUAUCCACCUCCACCUCCUCACCCACUUCCCUUCACUUCCCAUCAAGCCAGCUGCGCCAACCGCGAAUAUCACCACUCCCAGUCCACAGAAUUCCUCGAAAUUUUCCAUCCCCUCCUCUUUUUUUUUUUUUUUUUUUGCAAGGAAAUUGCGCAAAAUCAUACACCCACGUCCCUACUACAUUAAAGCCCCAAUGACGAGCAAUGUCCAGAGAAUGGGUUGUAAGGCAUUAAGAAGAUGGAAUCUCGGAUGGGAGGAUGGCGAUUACAGAAGAACAGAGACUAUGGAUGAGAUCUUAUUAGAUAGCUGGGUUGGGAGCUUGUGCUUCAUGGGGUUUGCUUUUGACGUUGGGCGACUUACUUGGCGUGGCUAUGUAGGCAGUGUUGUGGUUGAUCAUAUUGUGCUUCAAUGCGAUGAAUAUGCGCUGAAGCUCAUCAUCGUUCUUGGCAUAUGGAGUUGCACGGCAUUGGCUUCUCUCAUCUUUUCACAGUAUGCAUUGCUGCCAUGGCUACCUACACCAGAGACGCUGUAA
Messenger RNA from Pseudocercospora fijiensis CIRAD86, 1875 nucleotides. RefSeq lists its product as uncharacterized. The record is from RefSeq and is a predicted model, not a curated record. The transcript is spliced from 15 exons. NCBI's taxonomy places the organism in Eukaryota, Fungi, Ascomycota, Dothideomycetes, Mycosphaerellales, Mycosphaerellaceae. Bases 1 to 1875 code for a protein of 624 amino acids.